CCACUUAAGAGGGCGAUCGGGAAGGCUUCUCGAGGAAAAGGCUACCUCCUCGCUUUCUUUGCCGCUUACGGGACUUGGAGCGUGUUGGGCCGGCACUGCCUGGCACCGCCUCGCACCGCCCCGUCAGGAAGCAGCUGUCUUGAUCGCCUUGCGUCGGCCUGCUCCGCCGAGUGUCCAAAGGCGGCUGUGAGCGUUGCCAUGGAGGGCCGGGGACAGGCUGAGCCGAGUAUUCUACCAUCAAAAGAGUGUUGUUCAAAGAAACAUGAAAUCAGAUCAUGAGGACAGAGAAGGUUUUAUACCUGGGACAUCAAAUAUGUCACCAGAGGAAAAAAUGGCAGACACCGGGAGUCGCAGUUAUGAUAUUAUCGGAGAUGUAUCUCCAUGUCCUGAGGUUUGGGAAAAUGCUGAUAUAAAACCUAGCCAAGAAGCCUCCAGGAAAAAACUAUGUGGCUAUUUGUAUAAAUGUUCUUCUAAAGCACCAAUCAAGACCUGGAAGUCACGCUGGUUUUGCUAUGAUGAAAAUAAAUGCUACUUGCUAUACUACAGGACAGCACAGGAUAUUAAUCCUUUGGGAAGCAUAGAGAUUUCCAUUGCGAGUUUUGAUCUGAAAGUGGGAGCAGAUGAGGGUAUUUUUGAAAUCAGCACUCCCAUCAAAGACUUUAUUCUGAAGGCUGUCAACAAACAAGCCAUGAUGUAUUGGCUACAACAACUGCAGCUGAAACGCUGGGAAUUUUGUAAUAAACAGGCAAAGGGUUUUGUUGAAGCCAUACCAUCUUUUCCUUCCAUAAAUGAGGCCCAGCAGAGCAACACUGAGGCAGAACAGGAUUUUUUACCCCCAGUGAAAACACCCACUGAUGUAGUUGGCAUAAAGGCAGCUUCUCUACCAGCACCACCGACUUCUAUUGCUCUUCAAAACAUCUCUCUCAAGCAUCCUUGGAUUGAAAUUCAAAAUACAGUGCAUAACCUGUGUGGCAGCCGUCAGAACCGACGAGACAGUGGUAGUUUUGAGGAUAAUUUUGAAAUUAUUGCUGAUGAAGAGCACCUAAAAGGAGAAACCGAGGAUACAGUCAUGGCAGAGAUGCAGAAGGACACAAAAAUGAGACCAAAGCCAUCAACACUCCAAAAAUACAAAAAAGCAAACAGCAGUUUUCAUUAUUUUGUUGAAGGAGCAGAACAGGGAAAAAUAGCUUCUCUUCAGCACCAAGUUUUGAUUCUUACAGAAGAAGUAAAAUCUCAGAAGGAACUGGUCAAACUUCUCCACAAAGCUCUGGAGGCAGCUCAGCAAGAGAAACGAGAGUCCUGCAGAUAUCUGGUCACAGAUACGGAAAAAGACAGGCUGGAAUUAGUGCGCCACAAAGUGAGGCAGAUUGCUGAGCUGAACAAACAGGUUCAAGUGCUAGAGAUGGAAAAGAAAGACCUGGAACAGGAGGCUGCUUUGAAGGAGGAGCACCUCAAAGAGCUGAGAGAACAUGUGCAACUCUUGAUGGACAAAAAUGAAGCAAAGCAACAAGUCAUCCUCAAGCUGACAGAACAGCUCACUAGAGAGUUGCCCGACUCUGUUACUGAGGCGGACAGCAUCAUGACGGAGAUUGAACACCUAAAGGAUGAUCUUGAGGCAUACAAGACUCAAAACCAAUUUUUGAACUCCGAGGUCCACCAGGUUAGCAAAAUAUGGAGCACAGUGGCACAGAGAGAAAAAAACCUUCUGAUGAAGUGCACUCAACUGCAAGCCCACAAUUGCCAGAUUGAAAGCAAGUACCUGAUGUCUCUACGGACCCUGCAGGGGCUGCCGGAUUUGUCUAAAGAACACAGGGCAUUGGUGACAGGACUCAUUGAAGAGGCACUGCAAUGGGAUAUGAAAGAAGAAACCUUGAUUCCUAUUCAGCUAAGCCCAGUCAAUCAAUAUGAUGAUUACGGGUUUUUGACAGUUCCUGAAUAUGAAGCUGCAGACUGGAAGCUCUUGGCCAAAAUCCAGGCCCUGGAGAUCAAAUGCACCAAUCUGAACAAGGAGACCACGGAGAAACCUCUCUCCGAGCGAUGGAAUAACCUUGGGGAACUGACUCCCUCCUCGGAGCUAAAAAGUUUAUUGCGGUGUGGUGUCCCAGCAAUGCAUCGUCCAAGGGUAUGGAGGUGGAUUAUCAGCCAUCGGUUAAAGCAAAUACGCUCUGCUGGUCAUUACCACAGUUUACUCAAGAAGUGUGAAAAUGCUGAGCACCCAGCUUCCCAGCAAAUUGAACUGGAUCUGCAUCGCACGCUGCCCAACAAUAGACAUUUUAUGUCACCGACUUCCCAGCUUAUUCCCAAACUCAGAAGAGUUUUACUUGCAUUCUCCUGGCAAAAUCCAACCAUCGGCUAUUGCCAAGGACUGAACAGACUGGCUGCCAUUGCCUUGCUGAUCCUAGAAGAGGAAGAAGAAGCUUUCUGGUGCUUAGUUCAUAUCACAAAUAAUUUAAUGCCUCACGAUUACUACAGCAACUCAUUAAUAGGCUCGCAAGUAGAUCAAAAAGUUUUCAAAGACAUCUUAUCAGAGAAGCUUCCCAGGUUGACAGCGCACUUGGAUCAACUUCAAAUUGACCUGUCCUUAGUGACCUUUAACUGGUUCCUGGUUGUUUUUGUCGAUAGUCUUGUCAGUGAUCUCCUCUUCAGAGUUUGGGAUGCUUUCCUCUAUGAAGGUGCAAAGGUGAUAUUCCGUUACGCACUUGCAAUUUUUAAAUAUAACGAAGAAGCAAUAUUGAAGAUUCAGGACAAUCUGGAAUUCUAUCAAUAUAUUCGUUUUUUCACCAAAACUAUCUGUGAUGGCAGAAAGUUGAUGAGCAUCGCCUUCGGUGAUAUGAAUCCGUUUCCCAUGAAGCUGCUUCAGAAUCGACGUGAAGUUCACAGAUUAAAAGUGGAAGCUGAGCUGAGAGAACUGGAGCAGCUAAAGGCCCAGUAUGUGAAGGAACAAGCUGAACAUGCAGCCAGCCAGCUAGAUGGACCCGCGAGUGAGGAGGAAGAAGAGAUGUAACUUUCAUUUACUCUCUGAUCAUCUCUAAACAUUGUCUUUGUUUGAAACAGAAAGGCAGCAGUUAUUUAUGAUAAGCAUUUGGCACCUGGUGCAAUGAAUGCAGAUGUACUGGAUAGUUUGCAAGUCCACCACAAAUAAGGGUAUAUCAUGCCUUAUUUUUAUUAUGUCUUUUCUGGAUAUUUUUGUGGUGCAGAAAAAAAUCCUGAAUUGCAUUCCACUAGAGAUUUUCUGCUACUCUGACGCUAAAUCAUAAGAAUCCCCGUAGAACUUAGUAUGAUAUACAACUACAGCCAUUAUGAUUUGUGAACCCUAAUUUAUGGCAGGCCUGCACAACUUGUGAAGAAGAAAGGACCACAUUGAUAAAUUAAGAAUACUUACAGGCUGCAUUGGAUACCGAGUGGCAGCAAGGCUGGUUGUUGGCAGCAUCACUAAAGCCUGGAGGCACUUGGCAGUGUGUCUUUUAGGGAAGCAACAGGAGAUCUGUCAUGAUGGUGGUGAUUUUUUGGUGGUAGUGAAUUUAUUGACCUUUUUAAAAAUGCUAGUGGACCUUCAAGGCUGCUUGCCGGGCUGUGUAUGGCCCACAGGCUAAAAAUGCAGGCUGAUUUUGGUCUACUAGUACCUGUGGUUCAUUCCAGUGUAGCUUUCUCAGCCAACCAUGAGUGAAGCAAAUGUGGAUUAACCUAAAGUAUGAGUCGUACUUUUAUUACGCAUAUACCAAAUUUUCCCUUUUUUGCUUUCCUCAUUUUAUAGCAGGCUUUCUAAUCAAUUGGUUUUCCUGCAGAGAUUGGACUAGAUCACUGUUUCUCAAUCUUAGCAACUCUAACCUUUUGUUGGUUGGGGAAUUCUGGGAAUUGAAAUCCAUACAUCUUAAAGCUGCUGAAAUGGGGAAACAUGGAAUUACUGGUAGAUGAUUCUUGUGGUCCAUUCAGAACUACCAUUCUGUGAUUCUAUUAGACAACCCAUGACCCCUUAGGGUUGUUUCAGAGAUAUUUCCUUACCACAUUCAUUCCUCAAUGCCUUUAACAAUGGUGCAGCUUCUAAUGUACUUGAACAGGUCUUAAAAAUUCAGGGAUAUAUUUAAAGAUGUAUCUGCCUUAAAAGUAGCCCGUAUUGAACUGUACAGCACAGUCAAACAUCCGGCGUUACCAACAGGAAACGUUUUAUGGCAUUUUAUAUUAUGUUUUAUAAACUUUCCCAAAUUUCAAUUCCAUGGAAGUCAUAGACCCUGGAUUUUGGAUACAUUCUAUAAGGUAGCUCAUUUGAGGUACCUUGGUCCAAAAAACGUUGCCCUACGAUGAACCAUUCCACCUAGUCAAAGGUUACGGGAACAAUAGUAUAUAGAUAGAUGAAUCCAGGGGUGAAAUCCAGCAGGUUCUGACAGGUUCUGGAGAACCGGUAGCGGAAAUUUUGAGUAGUUCGGAGAACCGGCAAAUACCAACUCUGGCUGGCCCCAGAGCGGGAUGGGAAUGGAGAUUUUGCAGUAUUCUUCCCCUGGAGUGGGGUGGAAAUGGAGAUUUUGCAGUAUUCCUCCUCUGCCACACCCACUAAGCCAUACCACGCCCACCAAGCCACGCCCACAGAACCAGUAGUAAAAAAAAUUGGAUUUCACCACUGGAUGAAGCUAUAUACUAUAUAUUUCAGUUGUUUAUAGAUAGAUGAAUCAAUGCUUUGUAGAUUUCAGAAUGGAGAGGGGAGAAAAGUACCUAAACAGGAAGGUUCUUUCUUAGUGAUAUUUGGUGAUAUUUUUUCAGCACUUUAUCCACAAAUUUUUGCACUUGGGGCAUAGAACAUAGAAUCAUAUGACUGGAAGAAGACCCUGGAAGUCUUUUAGUCCAAUCCACUGUACAAGGCAGGAGGCCUUAUACCAUCCCUGUCAAAUGGUUGUCCAGCGUAUUUUUGAAAAACCUCCAUGAUGAAGCACCCACAACUCCAGGAGGCAAGCUGUUCCAUUGAUUAAUUGUUCUCAUUGUGCAUCUUCUUUCCCCUUUUUCUGCUACUAAUAGAUAAUUGUAACACCUGGAAUGCAGGUCCUUACCCAAAGAGAUAAGAGCCAAGUGAUGUAUUCAUUAGAUUAAAAGCAAGAAUGCAAAAGGCGUGGGGGGGGGGUGCCCAGGUGAGUGUUGCCUCUCCCCACCUUCGCCCAUUUUACCAUUUCCCACUACCAGCUUCUUCUUACAACAGCCUUGGUGGUGUUUCCUGCUUCUUCUCCAACCCUGCACAUCUUCCUACCCCUUGUAACCAUUCUGUAAAUCCUCCCCCAAAUCUUUUCCAUCUCAUUCAGUCAUUAGGAUUGAAGCAUUUUAUUUAUUUAUUUAAAUUGAAGGAGCAGCAAGUCAGAUGUUUUGCUCCCCAAAAAUCCUUUUUCCACCCUUUGGGGUGGCCAUAACAAAGUAGAAGUACUCGUUUUACUUUGAAAGUGAUGGGAGACAUAGGAAGCUGUUUCUGUGUCACCUAAAAAAAAACUUGCAGAACAUUUAUUGUUAAAAGUUAUCUUCAGUGUUGUACCACCCCCUGCUGAUAGGCUGUGGACCUGCAACAAAAACCCUACCACUAAAUAAAAAAAUAAAAUGGCUUCAUUCACUUUGAUCCCAACCAUGUCCAUUGCGCAUAGCAUGCUGUGCAAAGCCUAUCCCUGCGGUCAAAUAGCAGUUGACAUAGGAAGAUUAUUUCUUCAUAGUCUGUUCCAUGCUAGAUCCCUCUAAGGGGGAUUUAAAAUCUCAAGAAUUACUCUUUGUUAGCUCAAGAUCCUAUUUCUGUGUGUAUUUUAAUGAGGUAGUUAAUUAAGUGGUGCAUAUCUGUCAUUCUUUUCCUCCUCAAUUAUGUAAACAUUUGCCAAGGACUCCAAUCUGAAAUCUCCCAUUCUAUGAUUGGGGUUUAACUUAACAAGUGCAAUUGUCUGUGCUCAAAUUAGCAUCCUGUCUGAGAAUGGAAAAGACUACAGAAGACGGCCUGAGGCAGAACUUUCUGAGAAGGCAAAGCCUUAUGCAAGUCCUCAAGAAUUGACAUUUCAAAAAAAAAUAAAUAAAAAUCAGGGGAAACUGUAAUGUAUUUGAAUUUUAGGAGGGAAAUUUGGGCGGGAAAAUGCACGUUGCUGAUUGGCUGAUGCCUCAGCCAAAAUGCUAUUUAAAGAGGGGUUUUUGCCUAUUGGCUUUUGCUGGGAUCACAAUAAACUACAGAGCUGUUGUCACUUGUAUCAUCUCCUGCCUCGUCAUUGCCCGAACUUAACAUUGGCGACGAAGGUGGGAUUUUGAAGGCAGCGAGACUAGGAAAAGAGCUGAAGGAGUGACUUAGUUUAAAACCCAGCCAGUAGUAAGAGCGGAUACAUAGCGAUGUCUAGCUAUACACCGCCAGCGCCAUUCGACCCAGCCAAGGAGAAAUGGGG
Ahaetulla prasina is the source of this 6386-nucleotide messenger RNA. It is a transcript of the gene TBC1D2, whose product is annotated as TBC1 domain family member 2. The transcript is spliced from 14 exons. The record is from RefSeq and is a predicted model, not a curated record. NCBI's taxonomy places the organism in Eukaryota, Metazoa, Chordata, Lepidosauria, Squamata, Colubridae. The coding region runs from base 263 to 3004 and encodes 913 amino acids.